AGCUUCAUUCCAGUGUGCAAUGGAUCUCAUCUUCACUACACACUGGAUUUGGAAUACAGCCCAAACUGCAUUUCUUUUUCCAAUUACUAGGAUGAUUAAACUUUCUAAACAGGCAGCUUGACUUUUUUUUUAUUGCUGCUAAACCCAUGCAUACAGGUGUGUGUGUGUGUGUAUGUAUGUGUUGGUAACACUGCCUGAGAGCGUUUUUGCUAGUUAGUGUGUGUUAGGUUUCUGCCUUUUUGCAACUGUAAGACGAAAAGCACAAAGGCAAAGAGAAGCUGAGAGGACGCAUGGACUUCACUCAGGCUCCUCAGCUGUUCUUUUCCCAGUGUGUGUGAGUGAGUGUCGUUGUGUGUGUGAUGAUGUUUCGGACACUGAUUGUGCUGCUGUGUUGUAUGUCAGCACUGCUGCAUGUGUCUCCAGCGGCCGAGCGGAUUAAAGUUCUCUUCACGCCAACCAUCUGCAGGCUGCGCUGCUCCAAUGGGCACUGCACCAACUACUGCGAGCGAGGCAACAUUACGACACUGUACAGCAAUGAGGAUGCCACACACACGUCUGGCUUCAGAGUGUUUCUGUGCCCCUUGUUGUGUAAAAACGGAGGUGUGUGCAUUCAGAAAGAUCGAUGUCUCUGUCCUUCCAACUUUACUGGAAAGUUCUGCCACAUCCCAGCAUCUUCAUCCUCGUCCUCUGCCAAUGAGCUUGAGAAGCUGCCCUCAACUGGUAAUUUUCCAGCCAGUCGGGGGCUGAUGCGUUCGGAAUACAUCGUUCCUUUACAGAGUCGGCAGCAGAACCACACCAACGGGUCUCCUAUGGUGACAGUUCAGGUCCAUCAUCCUCCUGAAGCAAUGGUGAAGAUCCACCAGGUGGUGAAGGUCACUUCAGGCUCAGAGACAGUGGUGCGAUCAUCAGGGAUCUUGGGUUCCCAUGGUCAUAGCGCCACAUUUGUUGCAGACAGAACAGAGGCUACACCCGCUCGUGUCCAGGCCCAAACUUUCAGGGGAGACUCAAUCUACACAGAGGCAUCUGGGUUUAAAUAUUGCUUCAGAGAAGUUCGCAACGGACAGUGCAGUUCUCCACUGCCUGGACUCCGCAGUCAGGAAACGUGCUGCAGAGGAGAUGGUUUAGCAUGGGGAAUAAAAGAGUGUACACUCUGCCCUCCAAAAUCAGGAAGUGGCACAAGUGGAGAGAGAAGCUGUCCAAAAGGCUUUGAGAGGGUUAAUGGUACACAAUGUGUGGAUAUUAACGAGUGCGUGCAGCCGGGUUUCUGUGAGAACGGGAAGUGCGUGAACACCCGUGGGAGCUACAGCUGUGUUUGCAAACCUGGUUUCUUAUUGGACGCCUCACGUGGCAUCUGUAUCUCCCACAAAGUGAUCUCAGAGGAGAAGGAGCAGUGCUUCCGCAUUGUCUCUCAGGGCUCCUGCUCUUUGCCCAUCCUGAAGAACAUCACCAAGCAGAUCUGUUGCUGCAGUCGCGUCGGUAAAGCCUGGGGAAGGAAAUGUGAGGCCUGCCCAUAUUUUGGAUCUGUUGAAUUUAAGGAGAUUUGUCCUGCUGGUCCUGGCUACCAUUACUCACCUAACACACUGAAAUUGAAUCAGAGGGUUGCAGAACCACACAGCCCUGCACUGUUUUCUCAGAGAAAUCGCACUUCAACUACAGCAACUAGAUAUGAUACAUCAUUAUUACAGUCAACAACAAGAAAUGAACGACCACAUGACCAAAGACCUACAAUGCAUCAAUCUGCAACUAUCAGCCACAACGUCAGGAUUCAGCAAUCCAGUACUGGUCAGAGACAGCCAAUCACGUCAGAAGUUUUCAUCAUCCAGAGGGAACCACAGCUGAGUCAGCACAGACAAACAGGAAGUCCUGCUUCAUCGACUAGUUCGCCAAGCAAAGAACUUCCCUACAAGCAUGUGUGUGAGGCUAACCCUCACGUUUGUGGACCGGGUCGGUGUGUCAAUAAGGCCGGAGGGAAAUACACGUGUGUGUGUAAUCCUGGGUUCAUCCUCAAUUCUCAAGCAGGUCAUUGCCAAGACAUCAAUGAGUGUUUGUUGACUCCAAGGCCUUGUUUAGCUGGUCAGUGUGAGAACACAAUGGGAAGUUUUCAGUGUGUGUGUCCUUCAGGCUAUAGGAGUAAUGCCCAGCAAAGCUUGUGCUCAGAUAUUGAUGAGUGUCGUCUAAUCCCUAACCCUUGCGCUAAUGGGCGCUGUGAGAACACACUCGGCAGCUUCAGGUGUGUGUGCAGGACAGGAUACAAACUGCAGAACAACACCUGCACAGACUUUGAUGAGUGUGAUGACCCACUCCGCUGUCCGGGGAAGGAAUGCAUAAACACUCAAGGUUCCUAUAAUUGUGUGCCCUGCAAACCUGGAUAUGGUCUCCUUAACGACAAGUGCUCAGAUAUUGAUGAGUGUCGUCAGCGUCCGUCUCUUUGCUCUAAUGGCCGCUGUGAGAACACACCUGGCAGCUACAGAUGUGUGUGUAAUAGAGGUUUCAAGCUCCAGGGUAACAGCUGCACAGAUGUGAAUGAAUGUGAGGACCCUCUGCAGUGCCCUGGUCAGGGAUGUAUUAAUACUCUAGGUUCAUAUAGAUGUGUGUCAUGUGGCCCCGGGUUUGUAAUAACCAACAGAAGAUGCACUGAUGUAGAUGAGUGUCGUCAGGUUCCUGCUCCCUGUGCUAAUGGUCGCUGUGAGAACAUACCUGGCAGCUACAGAUGUGUAUGCCAUACAGGGUACAAGCUUCAAGACAACACAUGCACAGAUGUAAAUGAGUGUGAGAACCAUCUGCGGUGUCGUGGUCAGGUGUGUGUGAACACUCCAGGCUCAUACCGGUGCACAUCCUGUGGCGCUGGAUUCAGCUUUCAUAAUGGACAAUGCACAGAUGUCGAUGAGUGUCAUCAGUUUCCUGCCCCCUGUGCUAAUGGCCGCUGUGAGAACAUACCUGGCAGCUACAGAUGUGUAUGUCAUACAGGGUACAAGCUUCAAGACAACACAUGCACAGAUGUAAACGAGUGUGAGAACCAUCUACAGUGUCGUGGUCAGGUGUGUGUGAACACUCCAGGUUCAUACCGGUGCACAUCCUGUGGUGCUGGAUUCAGCUUUCAUAAUGGACAGUGCACAGAUGUCGAUGAGUGUCGUCAGGUUCCUGCCCCCUGUGCUAACGGUCGCUGUGAGAACAUACCUGGCAGCUACAGAUGUGUAUGUCAUACAGGGUACAAGCUUCAAGACAACACAUGCACAGAUGUAAAUGAAUGUGAGAACCAUCUGCAGUGUCGUGGUCAGGUGUGUGUGAACACUCCAGGUUCGUACCAGUGCACAUCCUGUGGAGCUGGAUUCAGCUUUAAUAAUGGACAGUGCACAGAUGUGGAUGAGUGUGCUCAGAAUACACGUCUUUGUGCUAAUGGACGCUGUGAAAAUACCCCCGGAAGUUUCCAAUGUAUAUGUCGACCUGGAUUCAGAUUGGAGGCAAACACCUGUACAGAUGUUGACGAGUGUGAGAAUGAGCUUCAGUGUCCAGGACAAAAGUGUGUGAACUCUGUUGGCUCAUUCAAGUGUGUUUCGUGCAGGCCAGGCUUUGAGAUCAUUAAUGGCCAUUGUCAAGAUGUAGACGAGUGCAGUCAGACUCCUUCCACUUGCUCUAAUGGCCGGUGUGAAAACAUUCCUGGUAGCUUCAUGUGUGUGUGUCGCUCUGGAUUCAAACUGCAGGGAAACACCUGCACAGAUGUUGAUGAGUGUGAGAACUCUGGAAUAUGUGGGCCAAGGAGUGUGUGCGUGAACAUGAAUGGCACAUACAGGUGCGAGUGUAUGCCCGGCUUCCACGCUACAGGACCUGGACGCCAGUGUCGAGAUAUUAAUGAAUGUUUGGAGGACGAGUUCUGCUUCCCUAGAGGAGAGUGCAUGAAUACUGAAGGCUCGUACAAGUGUGUGUGCUCUCAGGGUUACCAUACAAGUGCCAAUGGGACUCUCUGUCAUGAUGUGGAUGAGUGUGCCCAAGAUGGAGUGUGUGAAGACGGACGCUGCACCAACACUGACGGCUCUUUUGUGUGUCACUGCAAAACUGGCUUCACUACCAAUCCUGAAAAAACAGCCUGCCUCGAUGUGGAUGAGUGUGUGGACUCUGGUGGGAGUGUAUGUGGUUCUCAGCGCUGUGAGAACACCAUAGGCUCAUUUCGCUGCUUCAUCACCUGUGAACCUGGAUACAGCUUCACAGCUACAGGGGAGUGUGUGGACAUUAAUGAGUGUGCAAAUGAGAGUGUGUGUGGCCAUCACAUGUUCUGUCGGAAUCUGAUUGGAACAUAUCAGUGUAUCUGUGAUCAGGGGUACGAGACAGCGCAAGAUGGACGGUCCUGUGUGGACAUUAAUGAGUGUGUGGUGAUGGUGGGUGUGUGCGGUGCGGCACGCUGUUGGAAUGUCGAAGGUUCAUUCACAUGUGAAUGUGAGAAUCGGCAAGAAGAAUUUGACCAACUUACACGACAGUGUGUGACCACAGGGUCAUCAUCAUCAUCCCUACCUCAGCCAGGAGAACCAAUAGAGUGUUACUUUAACGUGGAUCAGAGGGACCAGUGUGCAGUUCUAUCUUCUAAUACGACUGUACAGGAGUGCUGCUGCACUGUGGGGCGAGCCUGGGGGCUCAAGUGCAACCAAUACACUCUGUGCCCACAUGGUGGAACACCUGAAUUCCAAGCAAUGUGUCCAAGUGGACGUGGCUAUGUGACUUCUGCAGUGGGGGCCUUUGGCUAUAGGGAUGUGGACGAGUGUAAAGUCUUCGACCCAAAUUUGUGUAAAGGUGGUGUGUGUGUAAACAACAUCCCUGGUUACUCAUGUUACUGCCCCAGUGGAUACUACUAUGACAUGGGCUUAAUGGAGUGUGUAGAUAAUGAUGAGUGUGAGAGUGAGGAUAUGUGUCCAGGUGGUCUGUGUGUGAACACACUCGGUUCAUAUUACUGCACAUGUGAGCCACCUCUAGUGCUGGAUGACACACAACGCUCCUGUGUCAACAAUUCAGGUCUCACUGUGGAUGAGCUCUCAUUCUGUUGGCAGCAUGUAACAGCUGAUCUGGUGUGUCAGAGACUUUUGCAAGGAAUUCAAGUAACUUUUGCAGAAUGUUGCUGUUUAUAUGGAGAAGCCUGGGGGCUUCAGUGUGCUCUGUGUCCCGGCAGAGAUAAGGAGGAAUAUGAGGCAAUGUGCAGUGCUUUUGGUCCUCCUCCAAACUCUCCUCGGUAUGCAGAGCGUUUUGCUCCACUGCCGGGUGGAGGAGGGGGUUACGGAACACCGUAUGGUGCCCCUAUUUAUCCAGAGUUACCUUCAUCUGAUUACAAUGACUACAGUGCGGGAACAAGACGCAGAUCUGGAUUGAGGACUCAACCAGCUGACUCAUAUACCCCCUACAUGCCUCCUGAAAUCGGCCGUUACUAUGAGGACGAAGAUUAUGACUCAGCUGCUGCUCCUCCAUUCGCACCAGAUCCUCGUACUGAACGCUUCUAUGGCUCACGCUUUAUCCACACACCCCUCACUGAAGGUGAUGAAGAUGAGGAGUCAUGGAGAGGCCCUGCUCCUUUCCCACCCUUCACAGACAGAAGACCAGGAAGUGAAAGACCACAGAGAGUCUAUGAAAGGAGGUAUGAGUCAUUCACUGGCCUGCCAGAGGAUGAGUGUGGUAUACUACAGGGCUGUGAAAAUGGCCGCUGUGUUCGUGUAGGUGAAGGAUACACCUGUGACUGUUAUGAUGGAUAUGAGCUUGAUAUCGCUUCUAUGACCUGUCUAGAUAUAGAUGAGUGUGAGGACCCAACCUUUCCAGAGUGUAUAAAUGCACGGUGUGUAAACACAGAGGGUUCAUAUAGAUGUGUGUGUCUGAGGGGAUUCAUCAUGUCACGCAGACCAAACUACUGCAUACCUGCUUAAUCAAAAGGCACACACACACUUAUAGCAAAAAUCCUGACUCAAUUUGCUAUUAACUACAUCAUAUUUUAUUGUAUUAUUUUAUAGAUACUCUAGUUUUUAUCUGUUACGGCUGUAAAUUGUUUUAAUAUUUUAUAUAUAAUUUUCUGAGGUUAAACAAAUGCAAUAUAUAAACCAUUUAGGCACAAAGUAUUUUUACUCUGUAAAAGGUUGGCUGUCUGAGAUACAGACACUAAUUCUGUAAACACAAUUAAGUUGAGUUUAUUUGAAUACGGUUAUGAAUGUACAUUUAUUUGAAUUAGGUGUUAUGUUUGAUGAAUGUACUUCACUGUCACUGAGAUCUCAACCAUCUUUGUUUGUUUGUGAUUGUACGGUUGCGUAUCGCCCAUAUGUAACACAAUGCACUGUAUUUGUGACUUUUUGAAUUUUACAGUGAUUAAUUGUUUUUCAAAGAUGUUUGUUCAUUGUAUUGCCUUAUAUAUUUUUUUUUUGAUACAGCUAAUUCUGAGGUGUCAAGGGGUCAAAAAAUAAAUUUUGCAAAUUUUAUGGUU
Neoarius graeffei (lesser salmon catfish) is the source of this 6445-nucleotide messenger RNA. RefSeq names its product latent-transforming growth factor beta-binding protein 4. Bases 360 to 5897 code for a protein of 1845 amino acids. Lineage: Eukaryota; Metazoa; Chordata; Actinopteri; Siluriformes; Ariidae. The transcript is spliced from 38 exons. Gene Ontology annotation, molecular function: calcium ion binding; transforming growth factor beta binding. The record is from RefSeq and is a predicted model, not a curated record.